This is a messenger RNA of Ruditapes philippinarum (Manila clam), 1841 nucleotides long. RefSeq lists its product as uncharacterized. Lineage: Eukaryota; Metazoa; Mollusca; Bivalvia; Venerida; Veneridae. Bases 1 to 1455 code for a protein of 484 amino acids. The transcript is spliced from 2 exons. The record is from RefSeq and is a predicted model, not a curated record.
AUGAAGGGGAAAGUUAAAUAUCUAAUAGUUGUUCUUGUUGUGUUGCAAGGAAUUUUAUUAUUUACCUAUGUAAUGUUUUAUCAGAGUAGAGGUUAUUCUGCCAGUAUUUCUGUUGUACAUACGCCUGUCGGGAAAAAAGACGUUGUUACUAAUCGUGAUCAAAUUAAACAAUUGAUACAACCAAAACUGAAAUCAAAACAGGCAGGCGAAAAGAAAGAUGUAGGCGUUCAAGUUCCGAAUAAAACAAUAUUUGUUGACGAACGAAACGGCGAAUGUAAUGGAACCAAAUUUCAGUAUGAACAUAUUGAUGAUACAUCCUGGUUCCCUGUAGACAAAGGGAACAGUAUGUUUGUUUUCUCAGCAUAUUACAUUAAGGCAAGAAGGAAAGUGUUUAUUAUAGGCGCAAAACAAAAAUCAACACAAAGGUGUAUAUGUCAAUUCUGGUACCCAUAUGGAAGUAAAGGAAAUAUGCGCAUGACUGAACAUCCGGCGCUUUCCAAAAUGCGGUCGGAGGGCAAAAGUAAACUAUAUUUAGCAACAGUGUUUGAGUGUUUUCUUGGAGCAGAUCAAAUACCCUCUUACAUCUCGCUUGUAACGAGAUCAUGCGAGACUCCACUAAACAUGCUUGCCGUGAAAAAUGUUUCAAAACCUAUCAAAUAUAAAACGCGUUUUUCAGUAUGCCUGUCUCCGCUGUAUUUUAACUACAGCCGGGCGUAUGAACUUGUGGAGUGGAUUGAACUAAAUAGAAUACUCGGUGCCGAAAAAUUCACUAUUUAUAACAUUUCAACUUCAAUCAAUGUCGAUAAAGUGCUUGAAUAUUAUUCAAAACGAGGCUUGGUGGAAAUUGUGCAAUGGAGAUUACCAAUGAGAGUAAGUAAAUGUCCCGGUGACCAAUCGGACAUUCAUUACUUCGGACAAACAGCUGCUUUGAAUGACUGCCUAUUUCGAACUAAACGUGACUCGGAAUAUUUAGUAAACGUGGACUUAGAUGAGUUCAUUAUUCCCCAUGGUGAAAACCUGUUUAACUGGACACUAACAAUAAAACCAUAUGAAAACAUUUACAAUGUUUUUAUGUUUAAAAGUACGUAUUUUAGAAAAGAAUGGAAAAGUAUUAAAAAUGACUUCCCUGAACAGGACCAAGCGGAAAAGUAUAAGCUGGUAUCGCUUAAAGUAAUAGAGCGUGAAGGUAGGAUAUUUCCUGCAAAACGCCGGACCAAAUAUAUUGCACGGACAGCAUCAAUUGAUGUAAUACAGAUUCACGAAGUUCCGGGUUCACAUACGGCAAUUAUUCCUCCUUCAGUUGCUCUUUUACAUCAUUAUAGGAACUGGUUUAAUCAGCUAGAUAGAAAUGGAUCUGUGGAGGAUAACAUUGUACGUCAGCUUUAUGGGACACAGUUAAUAAAUCGUGUACGAAUUGUGUGGAAUGACCUUCAUGGUGUACAAAUGGAACUAUGAAAGUUAAAUGAACAAUUAUAACGUGGAAUUAAAGUACUAAAAUACAGUUUCAUUUAAUAUUUUACACAACAGAUGCCACCAUUGAUAUCAUGUAUACGGUAUACAUGUAUAUAAAUUGCAAACAAUUUCAUUCCAUCAGAAAAGCAGUCCUCAACAAUUCCCUUUUCUGCGUGCAUGUAGUGUUAUUAUAAUAACAAACUUGUUGGAGUCCCUACCAAUAUAUAGAUAAUUCUGUAAUCAAUAUGUUACAAUUAUGUUAUAUCUGAUGGCGGCCAUCUCUUUGUUUUAUCUUUUAAAUGUUUAGUCAGUAAUAAAUCAGGCAAAAUUUAUAUCAGGCAAAAUUUAUAUAUGUAUGUGCAUUUAUAUUUACAUCUUUCUAUUUUUAU